ACCGCCGACGCCCCAGCACACGCCCCAUUGCCCUGCGCCCCUCUGCCCUGCGCCAUCCCACGUUUUUCCUUGCCCUGAUUUCUUAUAUCUCCAUAUUUCUUUCGUCUGGGGGUCUUGGUAGCGAUCCGGCGCAGCCUCUCAUCUUUUCUUUCUGCCGGCACAGCACGACAUCUUCAAUAUGGCUAUCUGGGACACAUUAACAGGUCGCAAGGCCAAGGAGGCCACACCACAACCGCCACAAAAUAGCGACUUUGUAAAAGAAGAUACUUUCCAGCCCACACCAUUCGACCCCAGCACCGCCAUCCAGAACCCCUCCGAGUUCAUCCUCGACCCCACACAAUUGCACCCUCUUGCGGGCCUCAACCAACAGACGCUCGAAUACCUCUCACUCGAAGACCAACUCCCAUCCGAUCUCCCCGGCUCGCAAUCGGCCCUGCCCUCGCGUGGUUGGUCAGAUGACUUAUGUUAUGGCACCGGAGUUUCGUACCUGACGGCACUGACGAUUGGUGGCGCAUGGGGACUUGCUGAAGGACUCCAGAAGAACCCGCCCAGCAUGCCACCACGGUUGCGGCUAAACGGUGUGCUCAAUGCGAUAACGCGGAGAGGGCCAUUUUUGGGAAACAGUGCAGGUGUGAUUGCCAUGGUGUACAAUGGAAUAAACAGCACCAUUGGCUACUACAGGGGAAAGCACGAGAUGAGCAACAGCAUAGUCGCCGGUGCCUUGAGCGGUGCGAUUUUCAAGAGCACAAGAGGGACGAGGCAAAUGGCCAUCAGUUCGGGUAUUUGCGCCACUGUUGCAGGAUCUUGGGCGAUAACCCGCAAGGUCUUUUUCGAGCCUGACCCAAAAUCUGAGUAAACCAAGAACGGAUGUGUCUUGAGCCACAAUGUUGCCGCUAUGGUAGGCGUUCCGAGUUUUCGGAGUAUUCGUCGCAAUGAUGUUCUCAUCUUUUCUACGUUCGACACUAUUUGCAUCUAUACCGUCAAUCUUGACGUAUCCCUCACCACUCUACGGGCAGCACCCGCUGCCCAUUGUACAAUAGCUGGCGUUCCUGGAUGGAGACCGCAUGAGGUUUAGAGAAAAAAGGCAUGGUGUUGGGCUUCUGGGUCUUUGGGCGACUGGCUGUGUAUUGUAUGUAAGACGAAAUGAUGGAGCAAAUUAAUGACAUUUGAUCAAUUG
Molecule: messenger RNA, 1177 nt
Organism: Bipolaris maydis ATCC 48331
Lineage: Eukaryota; Fungi; Ascomycota; Dothideomycetes; Pleosporales; Pleosporaceae
Product: Tim17/Tim22/Tim23/Pmp24 family-domain-containing protein
Biological process (GO): protein import into mitochondrial matrix
Cellular component (GO): TIM23 mitochondrial import inner membrane translocase complex; mitochondrial inner membrane
Molecular function (GO): transmembrane protein transporter activity
Source: RefSeq, a predicted model, not a curated record